AUGUUACGACGAGCUCGUAUUUUAUAUAAACAAAUUUUAUGUUAUUUUCCAUCUUAUAAAGAAGAUAUUCGAAUAAUGAGUGCUCUUAUUGAUAUGUUUGGAAAAUGUACUGAUAUUACUACAGCUCAAGAACUAUUCGAUACAAUUGAAAAUAAGAAUAUCAUUUCUUAUAAUGCUCUGAACGUCUUUCAUUUCAAAGGUCUUAGCGGAGAUGACUUGAAAGCUUUAGAAAUUUAUAAUUCAAUAUUAACUCCUAAUGAACAAACUUAUUCAAUUAUUCUUAAUGCUUGUUCACAUUCAUUACUUGUUAAUGAAGCUGAACAAAUAUUUGAUUUGAUACCAAUAAAAUGUCGAAAUGUUUUUAUUUAUGCAACUAUGAUUCAUGCAUUUUGUCGUGCUUUAAAAAUCAAUCAAGCUCUAAAUCUACUUAGUCAAUAUGAACAAACUAAUAAUAAAUAUCCACCAAUGUAUAUAACACUAUUAAGUGCUUAUGCUCGUCUUCAAAAUAUUAAUAAAGUGAUUGAAAUGCGUGAUCUUAUUGAAGAAUACUUUCCAAAUAAUUUCCAUAAUAUUUCAUCAGCAACAAUACUUUUAGCAAAUACUCAUGCUUUUCUUGAUAAUAUGAAUGAAACUCGACGUUUACGUACAAUUGCAACUGAAAAAAAUAAACUUAGUGGAAUAUCAUGGACAGAAACAAAUGAUGGUCGAAUACAUGAAUUUAUUGCUCAUGAUGUUCGUAUAAAUAAAAAUAUACAUUUUCAAAUUUGA
Molecule: messenger RNA, 768 nt
Organism: Rotaria sordida
Lineage: Eukaryota; Metazoa; Rotifera; Eurotatoria; Philodinida; Philodinidae
Source: the annotation of a GenBank genome assembly